Molecule: messenger RNA, 6892 nt
Organism: Rhipicephalus microplus (southern cattle tick)
Lineage: Eukaryota; Metazoa; Arthropoda; Arachnida; Ixodida; Ixodidae
Gene: wake
Product: ankyrin repeat and fibronectin type III domain containing protein wide awake
Biological process (GO): signal transduction; regulation of establishment of bipolar cell polarity; establishment of mitotic spindle orientation
Cellular component (GO): spindle
Molecular function (GO): protein binding
Source: RefSeq, a predicted model, not a curated record
AUUUUCUAGCUUUGCAUUUUUUAAACUUUCGUCUACGACGCCAUUUGUAGCGUUCUCUGAAUCUGCCAUCUCUGAUGCGCACUCUCAGUCAGGUGUUUUGAUGCAAAGCGAGUGAGUACGUUCUUCUUAUGAAGUAGAAACGGGUGCUGCGCCGAGCUGGUCUCGACGAACGGCGGUGCCAAAUAAGUAAUCGCGAGCGCGCUACCAAAGUAACCUGUGAUCUCCGGCCCAAGCACUGUCAGUCGUGUGUAAGCCAUUCGUUUGAAUGCGCACGAGGGGUGUGCUUCUGAAAAGGGACAACACAUCCUAGAAUACUUGAAGUCAUAAACUGCGUCACAGCAUAUCAGUCGUCGGAAGAACAAUCGCACGUUCGAUAAUAAACAUUUUGCAAAGGCUGUUCGACCACUCACGGAGGUGCCUUGCUGAAAGCUACGCGCAGCUUUCAGGAGCCAUUCCCGGUGUCCGAUGUUAGACUGGACUACGUGUGGCAUCAUCAUGAUGGACAAAGCCUUCAGACGUCGCAAGUCUGGCCCUCCCUGCGUCUCCUACCCACUCUGGCCAGUGGGCAAGGGUCCCGUUCGGAUCAUAGUGGACGCCCCGACCCAGACCACCAGGAGGGCGUCCCGUUGGGCCCGGCGAGGCUCCGAGUCGGUCGUCGUCCUUAGCAAGGUGGUCCGAAGGGGCAAGGCAUUCUGCCGAAGUCUGACGCCCGAACCGCGUCUUUCGGGAAGCGAGAGCCCCGAGCCCGAAUCGUGGCACGGUUCGGCGUUCGGCUACGGGCCCGCCCCCAGGGCCAAGUCUCUGUCGCCCGCCAAACGCACGUCCAAAGUGAACGGCUUCUUCAACGGCUCCGGAGACCGCUCCCUCGGAUCCACCGACGACGAGUUGGACGAAUCGCCGCCGUCUCUCUCCCGAUGCCAGUUGCUGGUCGAGGACGAGGACGGAAUUCGAGUGUCGCCCAGCCCGUCUCCGCGUCACAGCCUCUCGUCGGCGGGCUCGGCGGCCUCUCAGGGAAGCACGCGAGGCGAUGGAGGAAGCUCCAAAAAGCAAGAUCAAGGCGGCGUUGGCGGCGGUCUGGCCAAGCUGGCGCGGCUGCUCAUGCAGAAGGCUCCCGGCGAGCGGUCACCCUCGGCCAGCAGCACGCUCCUCUCGCCUCCGGGACCCGCGUCGUCCACGUCGUCCGUGUUCGACCCAGCCACAGGUUUUCCGGGCGUUCCUUCGACGCCCCUGCGCCGGUCGGCCAGCAUCGACAGCCUGCUGGACGCGACGGCCGCCGCCCAGCAGCAGGCGUCGUGCCUUGCCGCCAACGGACAAGCGGACGAAGCGUCGUUCCAGACCACGCCGACGUCGGGCCUCGUGCCGCGACCGGGAGCGCUGCCGAACUCUCCCAGCGUUCCCAGUCGACUCGCCAAGGGUGUACCAGGCCUGCGUCAGAGUAGUGUGGAACUGCUUCUCGACGGGUUUUCGUUGUCCAAAUCCGAGCGCAAGAAGCUCGAGAAGCUCAACAAGUUCAACAUUGAUCUCCAGGCCCUGUUCGCCGCCGUGGAGCACCAUCACAUCGAGCGGGCCCGUUCCAUUCUCGAGACGAGCGACGUCGACGUCAACAGCGUGAACACGGACGGCUUCACGGCGCUCGACGUGGCCGUGCUGACGGGCGAGGCGUCGCUGGCUCGGCUGCUGCAGUCCCGCGGCGCCAGCGAGAGCCCCCGGUUCCCGACGUCCGAGGCCAGGGCCAACCAACUUUCGGCGCUGCUCCGAGAGGCGCACCGAUGCGUCGACGACCUGGCGGGCUGUGUCGCCUCCGCCUCCGCCAACCAGGGCAGCCUGUCCAACGCUCUGCUCAAGGAAAAGGAGCGCCAGCUGAGUCUAUGGAAAAGGCGUCUGGAGCUGAUCUCGGAAAUGAAGGCCGGUUUCGACGAACUCCGACCGCCGGACCCGCCAAGCCGAGUGACUCUGGAAGUGGUGGGCACCCAGUCGCUCCGGGUGCGCUUUUCCGAGCCACCGCUGGCCGCUGUGCAAGCGAGGGCCUUCGUCACAAAGUACAGAGUGGAGUGGUGCGAACGCGAGGACUUCUCCCAAGGCGUCGGCUCCAAGGAGCUGACCGACGUGCAGUUCCUGGAGUACGUCAUCCGGGACCUGGAGAAAGGCACGCCCUACCACGUGCGCGUGGCCGCCGGCAACGCCAAGGGCUUCAGCGCGUACCAGACUUCGUGGCCCCUCUGCGCCAGGCCGUCGAGUUGGCGCGACGUGGAGGACUGCUCACCGCGGUGGACUGGUCGCAUCGACCGGCUCGACUCGCUCUUCCUCCAAGUGAUGGAGUCGCGGCCAUUGCACGGCGGCUCCGAGAUGCAGAAGAUGAACACGUCCGCCGCCAUGGGCACCGCCACGGCUCUCGGAGGCUCCGGGGAGCUGUGCGACACCACGCCCAUGCAGCAGAGGCGGCAGAUGCGCAAGAGCAUUCGUCAGUUGUUCGCGGCAGCACCCAAGUUCCAGCGCACCUUGAAGCGGGGCGUGUACCUGGCGUGCCUGUUCUACAACGAGGACCGCAUCCUGGUCACCACCGAAGAGACGCUGCCCAUUUUAGAAGUGGACGACUGCUACCCGGCCUCCUUCCAGACUGACUUCCACUGGCUCAUGAAGGUUGCGUGCACGUGGGACGACGUGAAGACGCUCCGGCUGGACAUGGAGAAGAGUCACAGUUCCUCGAACGUGCAUUUUCGCAGCAAGCUGCUGCAGACCGUCGAACAAAUGCAGUCUGCGCUGGGCGUGCAAGACCUGGGCCAGGUCUAUUACAAGCCACUGCGAGACUACGAGGGCACGGCGGUCGUGUGCGUGGUCAAGUACGUGAGCGAGCCGAAGACGGUGAGUGCUCUGUCGGUCCGGUGGAUACCCCUGGCCAAGAUCCAGCGACGCAUGCCCAGCGUCAGCGACGGCGGAGAGCUGCCGUCAGCCUCCGAGCUGCUCGUCUCCUCCAUUCAGGAGAUGAUUACGUACAACCAGACGAGCAGCAAGCCCCUGCCGAGGGGCCUCUACCUUGGAUAUCUGAAGCUCAAGAGCUCCAUGGACCUCAUCAGUGUCCUGGUGCCGUACCGAAACCCAAACGUCUUGCCGCACUGCCGCAUCAGGGACAACCCGCACGUCUCACGCGAGGAGUGGCAGUGGCUCAAGAGCCUUGGCAACCUGGGCCAGUCGCCGCCUUCCGGCGAUGAGCUGCGGCUCGACGACGGUUCCUUGGGGACACCCGACAUCGAGGCGUCUUCCGAGCGCAGGCCACAGUCCGACGAGUCGCAGCUGCGCUUCCAGCGGGCCGUCUCGGCGGCCGCCAAGAGCCUCUUCGCCCAGCUAGAGGUGCCGCCUGAGCUCUACGAUGCGCAUAGGCUGUACGACGCCGAAGUGGUGGAGCUGGCGGAAGGUGUCAGCUUUCUGCUGGUGCUUCCGGCGGUGGAGAGCGUGUGCUCCGUGCCCGGCCAGCGGGAUGAACUAACCUCGCGAGCCGACUGCCUCGCCCUGCCGGUGCAGGUGUUCGAGGUGGUGCACCUGAGCACCUACCAGGCACCCCUCAUCGCCCGAUACGCGCGCGUUUCCGCCAUGCUCGAGACGGACACGGUGCUCGCACAGCACGCCAACAGAGAGGCAUUCUCGGCACCCGAAGUUGCCGCGGCUCGGAGCCGGCUCACGCAACUGCAGGACUUCCAGGCGCAGCUGGAACAGACGUGGCGUGGCAUGCGCUGGAUCAUGGACGCUCUGUCGUUUGCUCGCGACCGCUCGCUGAACGGGGGCCUCCCCAUGAGCGCAGUGUGGACGACGCCCGGCUCGACGGCACCCUCUCCCACAUCAUCGAGCCCCACUCGGCGCCGUCAGACACAGCCGACCAUCAUGCCUCCCACAACAAUGUCCGCGCAGGCGCGGCGAGCCUCCCGCGUCGACGAUCUUAUCGACGCCAAGCUGUUUCUCUCAGUCGGUGGCGUCAGCGUCGCGGGUGCACCGGGAGGCGCGCCCGUCGAGAUACGACGCUGUGCGUCUGCGUCCCGUUUGGUGCUGGAACGGCCGCAGGACGACAUGGACGACAUCGAGGAGACGUCUUCGAACGAAGGCCGCGGUGUUCCCACCGGCAACGUCUCAUUCGACAUCAACGACGAGGACGAGUACGACGAGGAGAGCGCGGAAGACAUCCUGAUGUCCUCGACGGCUAUGGCACCCAGUGUCCUCAGGGUGUAUGCCGCGUACGAGUCGGGCCUCCCGCCUGGCACGAGCAUCAAGCUUCACGUCACGCCCGAGACGACGGCCCGGGAAGUGGUUGAGCUCGUCGUGAGGCAGCUGAACACCGCCGUCGUUGCCAAGGGAAGGACGGGUCCCCUGUACGGCGACGAGCGGCUCGCAGACUUCUGCCUCGUCGCCGUCGUGGGUUCGCGCGAGCGCUGCCUGAGCGCGGAUUUCCAGCCACUCAGGCUGCAGAACCCCUGGACGAAGGGCAGGCUUUUUGUGAGGUUACGGAACUCUGAAGAAACGUAGUAGCAUGGAUUGACUUUCGCAGUAACAGUGUAGAGCAAAUGAACACAAACGUGCGUGUGGCUGUCACCUCUUGACUGCCAAGAAAUGAGGAUGGUGUUUCCACUGGGCACCUUGACAGAGAUGGGACAUUGACUGCUGGCAGCUAAUGUUUGCCUUGAGGCUGCGUUGUAGCACCACAUGUGCUCAAACUGCAAAGACGUUUGUCAGACAAGGUUGUGGUGGUAGUGAUGUCUGCAAAGUGUGUUGGUGCCGUGGUAGAUGACUAUGCCGCUAGUGUAUCUCCGGACACUAGAGACUUGACGGUGCUGCCUUCUGUGAGAAGGCACGUGCAUUUCAGUAGGCUUGAGUUCAAGCCAAGCACUUCACCAGUGAGUUGUGCAGUUAUCGAAGGCGGCUUCUCGUAUGGUGGCUUUAUGAUGUAGCCAUGUGUUUAUGAGAGCUAGCUUGUCUUUGAACAUAAUGCUGUACUAUUGAGAGUUCAGUGGCACAAUGGUGGAUGUAUUAGGAAAUGUGGUAUUGAGUUGUCACUCCUAAUUUAUUUCAAAGUAUGUACGGAUCCUCAAUGGUGCAGGGCGCCAUCUUGUUUUCCCCUAAUUUAUUUUGAUUGUUGUCAUUCAGUGUUACUGGUAGGUGUCACUGUCGUUUCCCUUUUUGGUGCGGAACAGGCUGCCACAGCAGAUAGGCUUAAUUGCAAUUGGGCUCGUGUGAUAAACCUCUGCAUGCUCACUGCUCUGGAAAGUGUUGCCUCAAAAUGGUUCAGAGGGUCGCAAAGUGAGAUUUAAGUAUUGAAACAUCCUUGGCAAGGCAGGUUUCGUGGCUAGGCAAACAGUGUGAUCUGUGAUCAGAACUUUAACAUUUUUCUAACUUCCAGCAGCAUUAGUGGACGAUAAUGCUGUAUACUGAAAAUAUUCGUCGAGGACAAAGCGAAUUGCAACACGCAGUGCAUAGCAAAUGAAGCAUGAACAUUCAGUUUGCAGUGUAAACAUAUAAAAGCAGCUAAGAACACUAUAGAGGUGCCUUAGUCUUAAUACUAACACAUUGAGUAUCCCAACACAUUGAUCCACACUUCAACAGAAUUAGUCCAGAUGCCUACAGCUCGAAAAUGUGAAGAGCCCGUUGAGGAAAGCGAAUGUGGCAGCCAUAGUCAAAGUGUGUCUCGUAUUACCAUGUCUGUUUCCUAGGCUACGAUACUUGUGUUUUUUGCCCACUAUCUACAUUAAACUCUCUAGAACCCUGAAGCCAGGCACCCUGCUUCUGGCACUUUCCCUUAUGUUUGGUGUUUACAAGUGAAACACCUGCAUGCUUCUGGCCUUGUGCCCUUCGCUCGGAAAUACGAAGAUUGAAGGAUGUAAUAAAUUGUGAGGUCAUGAAUAUAACAGUACAUAACAGCACUGGAAAAUGACAUAAUUACAGCUGGUCCAGGUGGAACUUCCUUAAUGUGUAUAAAAUGGGUCUAGAAUGUUGCACUGUUUGACUGUACAGCAUGAUGCAUGGUUACUUCAGAGGUUGGUAAAACUGCGAGGAGAGAAAUCUGUCUUGUGAUGCAAGGUAGAUGCAAUGAGUGCACCUACCUUCAAUGCAAGUGGAAGGAACAUGUACUGGGCAGCACAGAUACGCAUUUGGUCAGAUGCUAACAAAACAGGAGUCUUGUUGACACAUCAGGAAACCAAUUAUAGAAAUAAUUUUUUGAAGUUUUAUCGUUGCAAAUGGUGAGUCUCUUUAUGUAGGCCUUAUCUUGUAUCCUUUGCAAAUUGGUGCUUAAACACGAAAUUAGUUCCCGUUACUAAAAGGAGCAUUCGAACGUACACAUAAUACUGCUGUUGUGAUUUUACAGUGUCCUGAGCCUAACCCUUGUGAGUGCUUUACAAGCAUUUCUGUGUGGUCUUGUUCGUGUGCUAGAAAAUGGCAUAGCUGCUGAACAGAGCUCCUGGCCAGCUCAAGUGUUGAUUACUGCUAAUUUGUCCGAACCAUGUAUUGUCUUCUUGAUGACUUAUUCACAGCAACAGCGCACUUCUAGACCCAAUUUAAUUGCAAAAGCAACAGCGGUGUGUGACUUAUCGCUGUCACUAAAAGAGAAAAGGUGCCACUGAUAUUUUCUUGUAGUGGCUUCAUUCCUUGUGGGUAUGUUGCGACACCAGCAUCUAGGAGUUGUAAAGCUAAAUAAAAGCUCUUAGCUACACCACAUGAAAUUAGACGUAUUCAUGCCUAGCGAAUCGGGGGCACUGAAUUUCCCGACCAGCUGCAGGGAAUGGUGAUUGUCAUGCUCUGUGUUAGUCCUUGUGCAAUGUUCACAUUCUUGUUGCAUCUGUUUGUGUUGAUGAAUCAUGUUUCAAUACUGUUGAAAACACAUGUAUAUAAAUGUUUUGUUCUUUUGCAUACA